Gadus chalcogrammus (walleye pollock) is the source of this 2663-nucleotide messenger RNA. Its product is annotated as olfactory receptor 6C70-like. The record is from RefSeq and is a predicted model, not a curated record. Gene Ontology annotation, biological process: G protein-coupled receptor signaling pathway. Gene Ontology annotation, cellular component: membrane. Lineage: Eukaryota; Metazoa; Chordata; Actinopteri; Gadiformes; Gadidae. Bases 1004 to 1966 code for a protein of 320 amino acids. The transcript has a single exon. Gene Ontology annotation, molecular function: olfactory receptor activity; G protein-coupled receptor activity.
CUGUGCACAGACAUAAUGGGGGGGAAAUACGAGGGCAACAACCACCCGGUUAUAAGCAUGGAUGUCAAGUCAAGUCACCUUUAUUUAUAUAGCACAUUUAAAAACAACAGGAGUUGACCCAAAGCGCUUUACAUUUGCACAAGUCAGGGUUGGGCAGGACAGUUGUUGAAAGGGGCCCAGGGAUACACAGGUCUUGACUAAAAAAGAAUUGGAUAAAAUAAGUACAAAGAAAGCAAUAAAAAUAGUAAGAACAAGGUUAAGGAUGUUAAGGGUUGUUAAAAGCAAAAGUGAAAAGGUAUGUCUUUAAAUUAGACUUAAAACUGGCAAGGGUGGUAGAGGACUUGAUGUGGGGUGGAAGGGGAUUCCAUAGGUUUGGGCCAGCAACAGAGAAUGCCCGGUCACCUUUCGUUUUAAGACGUGUACGGGGGACAGAUAGGAGCUGUUUUGUGGAUGACCGGGUCAACCUAGAGGUGGAGUGUGGAGAAAGCAUUUCAGUAAUAUAAGGGGGGGCUGAGCCAUUAAGAGCUUUAAAAACAAAGAGUAAAAUCUUAAAAUCAAUUCUGAAUUUGACAGGGAGCCAGUGCAGCUGAGCCAGGACUGGUGUGAUGUGCUCUCUCUUAUAUGAAGUAAUAUAAUGAUUCAGUUCAAUUGGAUAGUUUACAAUGGUACUGUACAAAAUAAUCGGCUGUAUUAACAAUUGAAAAGCUAUUAUGAAAAAGUAAAAACGGUUUUAAUGGUUUUUUCCUGGGAAAGAGGAGAGCUUUAGCCAUUAGAGCAUAGGGGCGGCCGGGCAGGAGCCAGGGCCCCUGAGGGCCCCCUCCUGUCUGCUCCUGAGGCUGUAUCUGGGGAUGACGACAAUGUACUGUCAGGCUGAGCCAUAAAGCUGCCCCACCCAUCCCCCUGAACAGAGGGAGAAGGAGAGAAAGAGACGGAUUGAAUACAUACAUACAUAGAGAGAGAGAGGAGCUGGUCAAGCUCUCUAACAUAAUUUGGACAUCAAACAAUGAACUCUAACGUGACUAUUGUGACACCAGCCUACUUUAUUAUAAGUGGCUUUUCAGGCAUCCCUCAUGUUAACUACUACUAUUUAUUUUUACUGGUGCUAUACAUCAUGUCAGUGGUGGAAAACACCGUAGUGAUGGCCUUGAUAUGCUUCGACCAGAGUCUCAAGACUCCAAAGUAUAUUGCUGUGUUUAACUUGGCGUUUGUAGAUGUGCUUGGCAACUCUGCCCUGGUGCCCAAGGUUAUCGACACAUUCUGGUUCAACAACAAGUACAUCUCGUACAGCCACUGCUUAACCUAUUUGUUUUUUUAUUGCUUGAACCUCCUCAUGCAGUCUCUCAAUCUGGCUUUACUCUCCUUUGACAGGCUAAUAGCGAUCGCCUUUCCAUUCCGUUAUCAUAUCAUUGUGAGUCUGAAGACCAUGUUCUCACUGGUGGCAACUUGCUGGAUUAUCGCCAUCCUUUUCACCUUCGUACUUGUAGGGUUUCUAACACGGCUGUCCUACUGCAGGUCUGUUGUUAUCAACAGCUAUUUCUGUGACCAUGGGCCGCUCUAUCGACUCGCCUGUAAUGACAAUCAGCCUAAUUUCAUUAUUGCCAAAGUGUUACCAGCUCUCAUUCUUUGGGUUCCAUUGAUGUUUGUCUUGAUCAGUUACACGUGCAUUGGCACCACUUUGGCCAAAAUAGCUGGAGCCCAGGAUAGAAUGAAGGCUUUCAAAACAUGUAGUGCUCACAUAAUUUUGGUUGCAAUUUAUUACUUACCUAUUCUAUUCACUUUCACAUUUGACACUCAAAUGCCUCGCAAUGCAAGGAUCAUUAGUCUUUCUCUUGCAGCUGUCCUACCUCCAGCGUUGAACCCACUCAUUUAUGUUCUGCAGACUCAGGAAAUCAAACAAUCUCUGAAAAUGGUGCUCGCAAAAUUGAAGCAUUCAAAAAUUGCUGUCAAAUUGAUUAUCCAUAUGUGAUGUUAAAUAUAAGAUAUUGUGUUGUGGUGUCAAAUCUUAGAUUGGUUCAUUGUUAAACGUUUAGGUUAUGUUAUCGACUUCGACAAUAUUAAUUGUUCCAGGUUAUAUAUAUCACUACCAUCUGAGGGAAUUGUUUUGUUUGGCAAAGCAUUUUUCACCGUAAUCAGAACAAUAAUCAGGUUUUUGAUUUUGGCAACAAACACUAAGAAUUGUGUUCUCAGUGAUUUUUUAUUUUGUAACUGAAGACACUUCAUCAACCCAUUUCAUUUUGAGAAUUAAAUCCAUUGUAUUGUUCUACGAUGUGACCAAAAGUUUAAAUAUGAUUUAAAAUGAUGCAGUCUAUUCUUUUGCUAAACAUGGUGUGAGUCAUUCAAAUUUUGACAGCAAUACCAUGCUCACUGUUCUAUGUGUUCCAGAGAUGAAUAUCAAGAUAUCUCCAUUACAUCUGUAAUCUUUCCAUGAAUCAACAUCAGCAUACUUUAUGCAUACAAAUAUAUGGACCCUGCAAAUGAACAGGUUGAUGAUUCAAAAGGAUAUUGUUUAAUUGUCAUAUUUUCUAACCGUACCUUCAUGUUUUAGCUUCAUGUCACUUUAUGAACUCUAUCCAUGUGCCAGCUUUAAUAUUCAUGCAUUUUGCAUAUGCAGGCAUAGAUAUAUCAUUGGCGGAGGUGUUCAUGAAUAGGGUUCUUUACUUGGU